Molecule: messenger RNA, 2632 nt
Organism: Linepithema humile (Argentine ant)
Lineage: Eukaryota; Metazoa; Arthropoda; Insecta; Hymenoptera; Formicidae
Source: RefSeq, a predicted model, not a curated record
UCGCAAAUACAUAUAAAAAAUGUUUUAUGUAAAAAAAUACGACUUAUCUAUGCUGUUGCGCGUAUCAAAAUGUUCAAUUACACGUGAAAGAGUCACAAUGUUUCGUCUUGCGCGAGAGAUAUCAUCUGUAUCAAAAUGAGAUAUGGAAAUAGUACCAAGCGAUAUGAAGGGUCACAAUGGUCUCUGGAUUACAAGCUUCCUCAUCGCAGUGCUUUUGCAAACAUUAACAAUUACAAAUGCCAAAGAUGCCACGAAAAAGAAACACAUUAGUCCAUCACAUAAAGAGCAAGAAGAAGAAUUCUCAGAUCUAGAGGCAUCGGAGACUUCGUUCUACGGCACGUUUUCAAUUCAAAAAAAUCUUCUCAAUACCUAUCACCCUACUGUUUAUCAUGCGUCAAAUCCGACAUUUUCGUACAUUUCAUCUUCGUCGAGCUUCCCAAAUACCAUUUUCCCUACUGGUCAAAACCUGAGCAGUAUUCAUGACCAAAUUAGAUGCGGCGAUACUUUUUCUCAAGCUUGUCAGCAAUCACGAUAUCGAAGCUAUGAUGGUUCCUGUAAUAAUCUUCGAAAUCCCACAUGGGGCCUGGCUAAUACAAGAUACGGAAGACUCGUACGUGCACGUUACAGUGAUGGAAUUCGAGCACCAUCGAGAUCGAUCACCGGUUUAGAUUUACCAUCGGCUCGGCUCGUUAGCUACACAUUGUUCCCAGACACGGAUGUUAACGAUAAUCUAUGGACAUUGGCAGCGAUGCAAUACGGACAGAUAAUCACACACGACAUGGGUUUGAUCGAUGGCACAACUCAAUCAAAACCUCACGGUACACGAUGUUGCACAACAAACGGACAGCUGAUACCAGAAUCAGCGGCGAUGCCUCAAUGCUUCCCGAUACUCAUACCUUUCAACGAUCCGGUGUACGGCAACACCCAUAUACAGUGCAUGAACUUUGUCCGUAGUACAACCGACCUUGAUCGUGGCUGUUCGUCUCCGUACAAGCCGGCAGAACAGCUGAACACCGUCUCUAACUAUCUGGAUCUUUCGAUCGUUUACGGAUCGAGCGACCAAGUUGCGGCUAGUCUGCGAGCUGGUUUCGGUGGACGUUUGAAUGUUGAAUUGAAAAAUAAUAGAGAAUUUCCACCAUCGCCGCCUAAUAAAACCGCUAUUUGCGACGUGUUAUACGAAUUUGAGCCAUGCUAUGCUACCGGUGAUAUGCGUGCCAAUCAAAAUCCGCAAUUGACGAUUUUACAAAUUAUACUGCUCAGAGAACACAAUCGUGUUGCCGAUUUUCUGGCACAGUUAAAUCCUCACUGGACUGAUGAAACGAUAUUUCAAGAAACACGUCGGAUUGUAAUCGCUGAGCAUCAGAACAUCGCGUAUUACGAAUGGUUACCGAUCUUCUUAGGUGAUAGACAAAUUUUGAAUAACAACAUCGUGUAUAACACCGCGAACUACGUGAAUGACUACGAUGAGACAGUUAUUGCUCACGUGUUAAAUGAACAUUCAAAUGCAGCCUUUAGAUAUUUCCAUACGAAUAUUGCUGGUCGACUCGACUUAGUGUCAGAACGUCGACAAUAUUCCCCGUCAUCUAGUCUGAGAUUGAGCGAUUAUUUCAAUAGACCUGGUAUUAUAGAAAGAGGCAACAACCUGGAUGAUUUGGCUAGAGGUUUAUGUACUCAAGCGCAGAAACAGGCUGAUGUAUACUUCGAUAGAGAAAUUACACAAUUCUUCUUCAGGCGAGGAAGAGCCCUCGGAUCUGACUUGAGAGCAAUAGAUAUACAAAGAGAUCGCGAUCACGGAUUAGCAUCUUACAACGAUUAUCGCGAAUAUUGUGGAUUACCACGGGCAAAGGCUUUCACGGACUUUGCCGAUUAUAUAUCUCUUCAGAAUAUACAAAAACUCGCCUCAUUAUACGUUAGUGUGGAUGAUGUCGAAGUAACUGUCGGUGGAUCUUUGGAAAUGCUUGUGCCCGGAACACUUUCAGGGCCAACAUUCUUAUGUAUUAUGUUAAAACAAUUCCAAUUAACGCGAAUUGGUGAUCGUUAUUGGUUCGAGACCGGCGAUUCAAGUGUAGCAUUCACAUUAGAACAAUUGAACGAGUUACGGAAGUCAAGUAUUUCGCGACUGAUUUGCGACAAUGGAGACAAUAUUCAGAUUAUGCAAAAAUCAGGAUUUUUACAAGUCUCUGAAACCAAUCCGCUUAGCAGAUGUGAUGAACUCCCAGAGAUAAAUCUUUCUCUUUGGAAGGAUUACAAUCCACAGACUUCUGGUCACACUUAUCAGGAUAUUGUUAGAUCGCUAUACAAAAAGAAAUAAGAAAAAUUAAUGCAAGCUACUUUGCUUCCAAUAAGUUAGGUUAUUUAAGAUAUCAAAAGAUUCAUACCUAUUUUUGUAUAGAAUAGAAAUCAAAUUAAACUGCAACGCUUCGAAUUUAGGAACAAUUAAUAAUUAGUUUUUUGAAAAAACUGAAGCACUAAUUAUACUCUCAAGCAAUUCUAAUUAUAAGAAAUAAUAAAAAUAAUGAAAAGUUGUGCCGUAAUUUUAUACCAUAGACAAAGGCAGCAGUAAUAUGCAUUGCAAAAUGUAGUUUACAUACGUAUGCAGUACAUGUAUGUUGAUAGAUAAUUUUUAUAUUGU